UUUUAACGCUCUUUUAGCUUCUUUCUCUGUUUUUAUUCCGUGUUUGUGUGAACUUAAAGGAUCCAACAUGAUGUCUGCUCGCUCUCCUCUUUCAGUCAAGAAUGAAAACACUCUCAGCAGCCAGCUCAUCAACGUGUCGCUGGACAAAGAAAACACGCCUCCCAGUCUGAACACGACCCGGAUCCUGGCCUCCAAAACGGCGCGGAAAAUCUUCCAGGACCCUGCGCCCAAAGACGUGAAGAGCAGCAGCGAGGGGGAGGAGCCUCUGCUGAAGGAGAACCCUCGCCGCUUCGUCGUCUUCCCCAUCCAGUACCACGACAUCUGGCAGAUGUACAAGAAGGCCGAGGCGUCAUUCUGGACCGCAGAGGAGGUGGAUCUGUCGAAGGACCAGCAGCACUGGGAGUCCCUGAAGGACGAGGAGCGCUACUUCAUCUCUCACGUGUUGGCCUUCUUCGCCGCCAGCGACGGCAUCGUCAACGAGAAUCUGGUGGAGCGCUUCACUCAGGAGGUCCAGGUGACGGAGGCCCGGUGUUUCUACGGGUUCCAGAUCGCCAUGGAGAACAUCCACUCCGAGAUGUACAGCCUCCUCAUCAACACCUACAUCAGAGAGCCCGCAGAGAGAGAAUACCUGUUCAACGCCAUUGAGACUCUGCCGUGUGUGAAGAAGAAGGCUGACUGGGCGAUCAACUGGAUCGGAAACAAGAGCGCCAACUACGGAGAGCGAGUCGUGGCGUUCGCUGCCGUGGAGGGGAUCUUCUUCUCGGGGUCGUUCGCUGCGAUCUUCUGGCUGAAGAAGCGCGGCCUGAUGCCCGGUCUGACCUUCUCCAACGAGCUGAUCAGCAGAGACGAGGGUCUGCACUGCGACUUCGCCUGCCUCAUGUUCAAACACCUGCAGAACAAACCGUCUGAGGAGACGGUCAAGAGCAUCAUCCAGAACGCCGUGGAGAUCGAGCAGGAGUUCCUGACGGAGGCGCUGCCCGUGAAGCUCAUCGGGAUGAACUGCGAGCUCAUGAAGCAGUACAUUGAGUUCGUUGCCGACAGACUGAUGCUGGAGCUCGGCUUUGAAAAGAUCUACCGCGUGGAGAACCCGUUUGACUUCAUGGAGAACAUCUCUCUGGAGGGGAAGACCAACUUCUUUGAGAAGCGUGUUGGCGAGUACCAGAGGAUGGGCGUAAUGUCGGGCACCACAGACAACACGUUCAGGCUGGACGCCGACUUCUAGAAGACACACACACAGACUCUGACUUCCUGCUGGACCUCCUCACUGCAGGACGACCACGCUGCGGACUCUACACUCACCUGAGGCUGCGAGGCGAUGAACUGUGAGGGGGCGGGGCUCUUCAUCUGGAUAUCUGCUGAGUCAUGGUGUAAAUAAAAUGAGAGUUACACUCAGCAGGUAACCAGGUGGACUCUGGUUUCUCCUCUAAAUUAAAAGUAGACUUUGUUUUUAUAGCUGCUAUAUUAUGUUUUUAUACUGAACUGUUUUUAGGGUUUCUGUUGAUUCUGUACAGGGUUGUUGUUGUUGUUUGCAUUAAAUUUAAACUUACUGCAAA
Molecule: messenger RNA, 1553 nt
Organism: Labrus mixtus (cuckoo wrasse)
Lineage: Eukaryota; Metazoa; Chordata; Actinopteri; Labriformes; Labridae
Product: ribonucleoside-diphosphate reductase subunit M2
Exons: 9
Coding region: 68-1222 (384 amino acids)
Biological process (GO): deoxyribonucleotide biosynthetic process
Cellular component (GO): cytosol
Molecular function (GO): ribonucleoside-diphosphate reductase activity, thioredoxin disulfide as acceptor
Source: RefSeq, a predicted model, not a curated record